UCUCUCUCUCUCUCACACACACACACACACACACACACUGCUGGAUCCUCACAGGUGAACACACACAUGCCUCUAACUUGGAGCGCUUUACGGUCAUUUAACCAACAGGGAAGUCACGGUAAACUUCUAUGCGGCUGGUGUAGAGUAACAGCUCGGUUUCACGGUGUGGUGACGCGGUGAAUGCAUCUUCAUUUUCUGUGAGAACUGCUGAGCUCCUAACAGGUGUUGGGACAAGCGUCCUGCUCGGAGAGACAACAUGUCCAGUAGGAAACACGCAAAUGCUGCGGGAAACAGCUCCUCACAGAUGACUCUGAAGGAGUGCCUGGAUGAGUGUAUGGAGGCCUUGGAUCUCUUCCUUAACAACCACUUCAGUGAGAGCCUGGAGAGGCUGCGGCCAAGAGUGAAUGAGAGUAUGUACCACGCUCUUAUCUACGCCACAGUGCUGGAAAUGCAGGCCAUGAUGACUUUCCAGCCCGAUGACAUCAGCAACGCGGGGAAUACCAUGAAGAGUGCACAGGAGGUCUGCCAGAGGUUUCGACGGAAGUCCCCAAUUUUGGCUAACAAGUCAGUCGGGGAAUCACUCACUGAAGUGCAGCUUCAUGCUGAAGUGUGUUACGCAGAGUGCCAACUCCAAAGAGCUGCUCUCACCUUCCUACAGGAUGAGAACAUGGUGAGUUUUAUCAAAGGAGGGAUCAAAGUACGAAACAGUUACCUAAUUUACAAAGAACUGCAUUCCUUCAUAAAAUCUCACAACUGUCUCAAAGGACCCAGCCACGUUCACUUAGAGGGAGGAAUAUCAUUUGGAAUAGGGGCAUUUAAUCUGACACUCUCUCUAUUUCCUCCACGGAUACUCAAAGUUUUGGAGUUUGCGGGCUUCUCUGGAGACAAGGAAUACGGUCUGUCUCUGCUGAAUGAUGGUGCAACAGGGAUGAAUCUGCGCUCCAUGCUGUGCGCUCUGCUGCUGCUCUGCUACUACACCUUUCUCACGUUCAUACUAGGUACAGGCGAGGGAGAGGUGACUGAAGCUGAAAGGCUGCUGAAACCUUUCCGUCUCCGCUACCCACGGGGAGCAAUCUUCCUCUUCUUUGCAGGCAGGACUGAAGAGAUCAAGGGGAACAUUGAUGAGGCGGUGGCACUCUUUGAAGAUGGCUGCAAGGCCCAGCAGGCGUGGAAGCAGUUCCACCACAUGUGCUACUGGGAGCUGAUGUGGUGCUUCACCUACAAGCGGGCGUGGAAGAUGGCGUACUUCUACGCAGACCUGCUGAGCCAGGAGAGCCGCUGGUCCAAGGCCAUGUAUGUUUUCAUGAAGGCUGCUUACCUCAGCAUGCUGGGUGAAAACGAGGCCAGGCCUUUUGGGGAGGACGAAGUCGAGCUCUUUAGACAAGUGCCCACCUUCAAGCAGAAGAUAGCAGGGAAGUCUCCCCCGACUGAGAAGUUUGCUAUCCGUAAAGCCAGACGCUACAAGGCUCGCUGUCCAAUCAGGCUACCAGUGCCAGUGUUGGAGAUGAUGUACAUGUGGAACGGUUUCAGCAUGAUCAGCAAACGGCCAGAGCUGACUGAAGGCAUGAUGCAGACUUUGGAGGAGGCAGAGCGCACCCUGCUGGAGUCUCCUGAAAACGAGUAUUCGGUGGAUGACCGCUGUUUGAUCCACCUGCUGAAGGGUCUGUGUCUGAAGAACCAGGGUCUCCUCCAGGCUGCUGAGGAGUGCUUCAACAAAGUGUUGUCCAGUGAAAAGAAGAUCAAGUUUGACCACUACCUGGUGCCCAACUCUCUGGUGGAGCUCAGUCUGCUCUACAUAGACCAAGGCAGAAGGGACGAGGCUAUUAAGCUACUGCACAAGGCCAAACACAACUACAAAGAAUACUCGAUGGAGUCUCGCACGCUGUUCAGGGUGCACGCAGCUCUGGCCAAACUCAAGGCAGACCCCGGUGAAGAGGAGGACACUCACAUGUAGGAAGACAUUUCUCCACACUCUGGACUCUCCGUUUCCCUCACGGUUUAUGGCUGUUUUAACUCCAUACCCAGUUGUUGUUUUUUUAACCUAUAUCUAUUUUCUACAAGUGAAUGCUGGGUAUUUUAUCACUGUGUUCAGGUAUACCUUUCGUUUCACUGUCUACACUAACCUACCAUGGAACAAAGGUAGAGCCUGUGCUUCUCAGACUGGGAGACAUUUGAGUCUAUAUACAGUAGACAUUUAAUUUUUUAGACAAUGUUUUUAUGGUUUACAUUGAAAAUUAAAGAACACUCGAUUUUAAUCAACUGAUUGAAAGACACUGAAUAUUAAAUGUCAGAAAUUCUAUGACUUAAUGAAAGGUAUAUUAAUGACUUUAUUUAACUGUAUGAAGAGCUCUACAUGAUUAUUACAUAAUGAAGUAACUUCAGCAGACUGUGCUGUUUUAAGGUGUUAAGAUGUUCAUGGUAUUUCAACUGCUAAAACAUUUGAUACAAAUCAGUUUUAAAAUUUAGAAAAAUGGUAAACUGGCUUGUAGACAUUUCUGAGCCACAGUCAGCAGCUGGUAUUCUAUGCACCGUCAUUCAUUUGACUCCUUCUGCAUGGUUGCUAUGAAAAUGUUGUUUUAAAUUCAGUGUUUAGGUGUAUCUUUAACAGUGCAUGCACUUUCCAGAAAGUUCAGGAUGUACAAAAAUUAUUUUUGCACAAAUAAAUUCUACAUACUAACGUC
This is a messenger RNA of Sebastes umbrosus (honeycomb rockfish), 2681 nucleotides long. RefSeq names its product tetratricopeptide repeat protein 39A. The transcript is spliced from 18 exons. NCBI's taxonomy places the organism in Eukaryota, Metazoa, Chordata, Actinopteri, Perciformes, Sebastidae. The record is from RefSeq and is a predicted model, not a curated record. Gene Ontology annotation, molecular function: protein binding. Bases 257 to 1954 code for a protein of 565 amino acids.